Molecule: messenger RNA, 699 nt
Organism: Adineta steineri
Lineage: Eukaryota; Metazoa; Rotifera; Eurotatoria; Adinetida; Adinetidae
Source: the annotation of a GenBank genome assembly
AUGUGUGAGGAAUCUUUACAAUUAUAUCAACAAGUAUUUGCAUUAUUUAUCCAAUUGUAUUCAUCUGAUUAUAUAGACACUAUUUAUGCUUUGGUUAAUAUUGGUGAUAUAUUAUUAGAUGGGAAAGAAAAUUCUGAGCAAGCACUGGAUUUUUAUCAGAAAUCUCUAACUAUGUUAGAAAGAUCUUAUCCGUCCUACUAUGCUUAUAUCGCUAACAAUUUCAACUUGAUUGGAAAUGUUAUAGGACAACAAAUGAAAUUUGAUCAAGCCUUGGAAAUAUAUAAUCGAGCUCUCGAAUAUUACCAACAAGCACUCGAUAUCAAUGAAAAAUGUUAUUCAUCUAAUCCUGUUCAAUCAGCUUCAAAUUUUAUUUUGAUUGGGAAUGUUCUAAGUGCACAAGAAAAAUUCGAUGAAGCAUUAGCAAUUCGAGAAAAAGAUUUAUCAUAUUUGUAUACAACCGUUGUUAGUAAUCUAAUGGAUAUUGGUCGAAUAAAAGUUAAUCAAAUCAAUUUCGAUGGAGCUCCACAUGAUUUCUGUCGAGCAGUUACUUUACUUCAAGAGUAUGAUCCACUUAAUCACUCUGAGCUUGUCAUUGAUCUCGAAUGGAUUGCAUCUAUUUGGAAUCAAAAACAUGUAUCGAUUGCAAAAACUCUUUCAAUUCUUGCUCAAGUUCAUCGAAAAACAUUUCUCACCACAUGA